Cervus elaphus (red deer) is the source of this 717-nucleotide messenger RNA. RefSeq names its product mitogen-activated protein kinase 1-like. Gene Ontology annotation, cellular component: cytoplasm; nucleus. The annotation marks the transcript as partial. Gene Ontology annotation, molecular function: MAP kinase activity; ATP binding. The record is from RefSeq and is a predicted model, not a curated record. Lineage: Eukaryota; Metazoa; Chordata; Mammalia; Artiodactyla; Cervidae. Gene Ontology annotation, biological process: intracellular signal transduction; protein phosphorylation. The transcript has 3 exons.
AUAGGGUUCCUGAUAGAGAAUAUGGCCACUUGCUGGUACUGGGCUCCAGAAAUCAUGUUGAAUUUCAAGGGCUACACCAAGUCCAUCAACAUCUGUUCUGUGGGCUGCAUCCUGGCAGAGAUGCUCUCCAACAGCCCCAUCUUCCCCAGGAAGCAUUACCUCCACCAGUUGAAACAUGUUCUGAGUAUUCUUGGAUCCUCAUCUCAGGAAGACCUGAAUUGUAUAAAAAAUUUAAAAGCUAGAAACUAUCUGCUCUCUCUUCCACACAAAAAUAAGGUGUCAUGGAACAGGCUUUUCCCAAAUGCUGACUCCAAAGCUCUGGGUUUACUGGACAAAAUGUUGACCUUCAACCCUCACAAGAAGAUUGAGGUGGAGCAGGCUCUGGCCCACCUGUACCUGGAGCAGUACUAUGACCCGAGUGAUGAGCCCAUCACUGAAACACCCUUCAAGUUUGACAUGGAAUUGGACGACUUGCCCAAGGAAAAGCUCAAAGAACUCAAAUCUAAAAUGUCCUCCUUAUGUGGUCAUUUGCUUGAGGCAGAACGUUCAAGGAUCUGCAAGGUACAGUUCCUGCUCCCAAGUUUACAUCAAUCUAUUUCUGUUGAAGAAAUUUCAGUGCCCUUUUGGUUUCGAAAUACCAAAUCCAAGGGUCAUGUUAAUGCAGUACCUGCUGGAGUAGAAAGAAACUCAGCAAACAUCAAACUGAUUACACUUUGA